Messenger RNA from Lutzomyia longipalpis, 2542 nucleotides. RefSeq names its product ATR-interacting protein mus304. NCBI's taxonomy places the organism in Eukaryota, Metazoa, Arthropoda, Insecta, Diptera, Psychodidae. The record is from RefSeq and is a predicted model, not a curated record. The coding region runs from base 200 to 2521 and encodes 773 amino acids. Gene Ontology annotation, biological process: DNA repair; DNA damage checkpoint signaling. The transcript has 5 exons.
GCAAUAAACACGAAUCAGCUGAUAACAAAAAAAAACAAAACAAAACAUAAAUGUCAAUUUUAUGUUGCGAAACAAAACCUCGGUCGGUGCGCGCUAAAACUUGAUUUGAUGUUAAUUUUGUGAGCUGUUUGGUGUUAAUAAAAAGCAAUUAAAUAAGGAAUAAAUUGUGUUCUUCAGGAUUUUUGAGAAGUUUUAGAAGAUGUCGAAAAGAUUCUCAAAUGUGAUUCACAACAAAUUCACGAAUAAAAGAGCAAAACUCGAUCUAAAGAUCACAUCCAAUGUCAAGUUCAACACGGGCAGUGAAUCUCAAAGCAAUUCAUCUGUGCAGAUCCCAGAUUCCCCUCCUAAGGCUCAACCCGAUAGUACAAGUACAAACAAAACAGAUCUCUGGGAUGAUGAUCCUGAUGACUUUAUCCUGCUGGCAUCUCAGUAUGCUGAGCAAGUUGAGAAGAUCGUCCAACCAACAAAUGUAAUUGAUCUAACCGACAUCACAUUCGAUCGCUUCAGCCGGGAGGUUAAUGCAAGUACACAGGUGGGAAAGAAUAAUCCAGCAGUUCCUGAUUUAUUUGGUGGAGAUGAUGAUUUCUUCAAGGAUCUCCCAGAAGACGUUGACCGAGAUGCCCCAGGUCCGUCCAGAGCAAACAAUGACAAAGUUCCUCAGAAGAAUGCAGAAAAUCCUCCUAAAACUCCCAAAUUGCGCACCAGUUCUGGCCCUUGUGGCACAGAGAACAAUCCCAACACUCAAGUGGAUUACCUCAUGAAUGAAAUAAAGAUUCUCCGGAAGGAAAAUGAAAAGUUGAAGAUGGAAAAUUCAAAAACCUUCGAAAAGUAUCAGCAGAAAGAUGGAGAGAUAACAAUACUACGGAAUGAACUUGAGCAGGCACAGAAGAUUAAUCGUGCUGGUAGUGCACCGUCGGGAUCCAAUGCGGAGGCAGAGAAAAUAAAGAAAACCCUAAUGAGAAGGGUGGAGGAUCAAAAUAAAAUCAUUGCAGCCCUUGAAAAUGAGUCAGCACUGAAGAAUGCCUUUGAGAGGCCAAUGAAGCACACCUUUGGUACCCCUGUGGAUGAAUUGUUUGCUGUGAAUCUUCCUAAACUCACCAUGUUGGAGCAGGAGUAUCCUACGUGUAUGGCAAUGGAUAUGUUUCGCUACAACACACGACAGCGUGCCAUUGAUCAUGACAAGAGACUCACAAAGUACACGAUUGAAUUCCAAAAUUCCCUCUCAGUGGUCUUGGGAUCCCACAGAGAUGCUCCGGGGUGCACUGAGGUGUACAGACAGCUUCAGAGUUUAGCCCUGAAAGGCAUCUGCCAGAUCCAGAAGUAUUCAUUGCGGCUUGAAUUUACAGAUUACACCGAUUCCAAGUACAAUCCAACCAUUGAGUAUCAGCAUCUCUGUGAUUUUUCGAAAAUAGAUUCUCAGCUUGAGAGGGAGAUUAAUCUAUUUCAAGUUGAAAAACUCUUUCCGUCUGAGGUUUGUUUAGUUGGGAGACGCUUCCUGGCCAUUGUUGCAUCUGCCUGUACGAAACUUCCAUUGAUUGAUUAUCUCCUUGAAGAAAUUCCCGUGCCCAAUGACGAUGAGAAUUUCUUCAUUGAUGAAAAGCUGAGCUUCCUGAAAGUUUUAAUGAAGAUCGUCUAUGAUAUGGGUUAUGCCACAAAUAUCAUAAAUCACGUUAUGCUAAUUCAUGCAUCAACGGUUCUCUUUGAUUCAUUGGUGGAUCAAAUUGAGGAGAAUCAGGAUCAUCUUGCUUUUGCAAGUGAAUUCUUCAAGAUAAUCGUCUUCACGCGUCCCAGUAUGAAUGGUCUUCUUAUCUUGAUGCGAAUACUCCUGAAGAUUCUGUCAAAAGGCAUUGCAUCGAAAUUCCUUGAAUUGCUCUGUCACUCAAGCCCACGGGAUACGUACAAUGUUCACGAUGGCUACAAAAUUCAACAAUUCACCGAAGAUUCGUGCGUGCUGCAGGUUUUCUGCUCCCUCUUGGAAGCAACAUGCCUGGAAGUUAAGCAGAGUGAAGUACAAAAUCAAUGGUAUAUGGACUCUAUGAUGGAAUUAACGCUGAACACAGUGAAUUUCUUCUCCAUUUGCUUUGGGCAACAUACGCAGUGGAUGAAGGACUUUCCAGCACGGAGUCAGUGCAAUUGCUACAACAAAAUAGGAUCGUGCGUUGUGGUGCUCAUGCAUUUUUGCCUCAAUCACUGGAUGAUGAGGGAUAAAGUAAAGUGCAAGAGAACAUCAGCAAUUGCCCAACAAGGUGUUAUGCUACUCAAUAACAUCUUCAGCGACAGCAGCAACAGGAAUGUGCUGAAAUACGGAGGGUAUCACGUGAAGAAUCGCCUCCAGAAAAUCUACAACAUCACCAAGUACAACUAUAAAUACUUUGACUUUGGUCCCAGUCACAAAUUCGCCACGGAAACUCUCGAUAUGAAUUUGAUUGUUUUCGAUCCUCUCUGUGGAUCUGAUAGUGAGAACACCCCAAUUGAUCCACAUGAUGAUUAUUUGGACGGAGUGACUAAAAACUUUUUCUAAAUUAAAUAUAAGAGUUAAAAA